Messenger RNA from Drosophila subpulchrella, 3397 nucleotides. It is a transcript of the gene Sb, whose product is annotated as serine proteinase stubble. The transcript is spliced from 11 exons. Gene Ontology annotation, molecular function: serine-type endopeptidase activity. Gene Ontology annotation, biological process: proteolysis. NCBI's taxonomy places the organism in Eukaryota, Metazoa, Arthropoda, Insecta, Diptera, Drosophilidae. The coding region runs from base 873 to 3272 and encodes 799 amino acids. The record is from RefSeq and is a predicted model, not a curated record.
UUUCCGAUUCGGAUAUUCGGUUUCGAUUUCGCUAGCUAGCUGUUAGCUGUUUGCUGUUCGCUUUUCGGUUCGCACAGCUCCAUUCUAUGCGGAAAGAUACAAAAUAACCAGAAGAAAUCUACCAAAAGCCCACAACAAUAACGCCCACGACCAAAAGGCGGUGAGAAAAUAAAAAGAAAUCAACUGUAACAAAAGUGAAAAACAAUAAAAGCUAAAGGAAAAUCGCUGUGCAAUAAAGGCCUAACUCAAUCUCCCAGGUGAAAUAAAUAUUUUCAGUUCGAGAUGCAGCAAUAAAGUAAACAAAUAAGGCCCCAGAGAAGAAAAGGUCUCAGCGGUAAUUAAUUAGCAGUGGUGCAGCUACAAAAAAAAAAAAGAAAAACUCGCUCACAUAUAUUUACAAAAGUUUUAUACCGCUUCGCAGGGAAAUGCAAAUCAAUUAAACACAAUAUAUUGUGAAAAGAAAAGGAGAAACAUAAAAUCCAAAAACGAAAAGAAAUUUUUCGUUACAAUUUGAUUUGCCAUUUACCCGGGGAUUAAGUGUGUUUUAUUGACCAUGAAAACGAUGGAAAGUCCGCGACUCUAAAAAAAGAAAAAUAAUUAACGAGAAUUCCCCAACGUGUGUGUGCGUGAAAAUAUCUAAAAUAAAAGCAAGGGGAGAUAAAUCGUAAAUGGAAAAUCCACCAAGUGAUCAAAAUGGCAAAGAGUGAAAAUCAAAUUUAAUAAUCCAUCAAAAAGUUUGCCGUUCUACAUAGAUAAUUAAACAUUUAACAGACUUUUUUUUAAAGGAGGCGUAAAUUUUACGAUUGAAGCCAGAUCACAGCACUGAACCGAAAACUGAACUGAAAGUCUAACAUGCGCCCGGCACGUUACCGAUGAAGCAAGCGACUUUAAUCAGACCCAGACUCAGACACAGAAGAAGCACAGCAGCGGCAGCCAGCAAGAUGUGUCCCAAACGGCAUUGGCUAGUCAACAGAGGAAGCUCUGGAGGAUCAGGAGGAGCUACGGCGAGGAGCAGGCGCAGUCUAGACCAAAUAGUAGAAGUAUUAGUAGCCUUAAUCUUAGUCAAUUGUCUGGCCACGGCAGCAGCGGCGCUGAUCACACCGCCCGACGCUCUCAGUCUCGAUCUGGAGUCGCUGUCUUUGGGCUCCCCAUCCUACUCCUCCUCCGGCUCGGCCGCCUCCUCCUCGGAGGACGACGACAUGACCGGCGGCUUCUACCGCAGCCCCCAUCGCCUGGAGGGCUAUCCGCAGAUGCAGCAUCUGCAGCGCGGCCAGAACUUCAAGAUCAGCCCCAAGCCGUGCUCCUUUGGCCGCGUCGAGGGCACCUGCAUGUUCGUGUGGGAGUGCAUCAAGUCCGAGGGCCGGCACGUGGGCAUGUGCGUCGACUCCUUCAUGUUCGGCUCCUGCUGCACGCACAACUACACCGACAACCUCGCCGUGCCGCAGACGGCCUUCUCCUACACGAGGCCCACCAAGCCGCUCACGCUCCGCCCGCGUCCUCCAGCGGCGCCCUACAAGCCCAUGAUCAGCGGCAUGACCACCAUAGAGCGUCCCCAUGGCGCGGGCACCCUUGUGAUUCGUCCUUCGGGUCCGCACCACCAGGGAACCUUGGCGCGCCCUCAUCCGCCGCCCUACCAGAGCAAGCCCACCACGGCCUCGGAUAUGCUGAGCUCCGCCUCGCAUCCCAGCUCCAGCUCCAGUUCCAGCUCCAGUUCGAGUUCGAAUAGCAUUUGGCAUACAUCGACCCAGCAGCAGCAGCAGCAGCAGCAGUAUCCGCAGCAGCAGCAUCAGCAGAAUCAGCAGAACCACUGGCAGAUGACCACCGAGCCGAGCUUUAUUACCAAGCCGCGACCCACCGGCUGGACCAAGCCCGGCAUCGUCAAUUUGCCAAUGCCCGCGCGACCCUCGAAGCCGUCGAAGCCCACAAAGAAACCGAUUGUCUACGAGCGGACACCGUCGCCUCCAUCGUCCACCUCGACGACAUCAACGUCCCUGAUUUGGCCAGGCCAGACGCAUCCCCCCCAGCCGCAUCGCCCCACCAGGCCGCAGCUGUCGCCAGGCACAUCAUUAGCCGCAUCGUCCUCGUCCUCGACUUGGCCAUCAUCAUCGCCAACCACCUCGACGACAUCCACGUCCACAUCCACAACGACGACAACAACCACUCGACGGACAACCACACCGGCCACCACAACGACGAGAACCACGACAAGCAAGCCCACAAGGCCCUACCAGCGGCCCACCACGGCGAUCUCCUCCUCGAGUUCGACCACCAGUACCACCACUUCGGGCAAGACACCCACCACGACCAGGCCGAUUAGCUCCAGCAGCAGUUCCAGCAGCUCCAGCGGAAUCGUCACCAGCAGCCAGCGGCCAACGCAGCCCACGCACCGUCUGCCGGUCCUGGCCACCUCCGGCAUCGAGACCAACGAGAUAACGGACUCCUCCAGCCCCGACUCCGGAGCUCUGGGCCAUGUGAAGACCAUCUCGGCGGCCCGCAGUGAGUGCGGAGUGCCGACUUUGGCGCGUCCCGAGACGCGGAUCGUGGGCGGUAAGAGCGCGGCCUUCGGUCGUUGGCCCUGGCAGGUGUCUGUGCGGCGCACCUCCUUCUUCGGAUUCUCCAGCACCCACCGCUGCGGUGGCGCUUUGAUCAACGAGAACUGGAUAGCCACCGCCGGACACUGCGUGGACGACCUGCUCAUCUCGCAGAUACGCAUCCGCGUGGGCGAGUACGACUUCUCGCAUGUGCAGGAGCAGCUGCCCUACAUCGAGCGCGGGGUGGCCAAGAAGGUGGUGCACCCCAAGUACAGCUUCCUCACGUACGAGUACGACCUGGCGCUGGUCAAGCUGGAGCAGCCGCUCGAAUUCGCGCCGCAUGUCAGUCCCAUUUGCCUGCCCGAGACGGAGAGCCUUCUAAUUGGCAUGAACGCCACGGUCACCGGCUGGGGUCGCCUCAGCGAGGGCGGUACCCUGCCCUCCGUCCUCCAGGAGGUCUCCGUGCCGAUUGUGAGUAACGACAAUUGCAAAUCGAUGUUCAUGCGCGCCGGUCGCCAGGAAUUUAUUCCUGACAUAUUCCUAUGUGCGGGCUACGAAACAGGAGGGCAGGACUCCUGUCAGGGCGACUCAGGUGGACCACUACAGGCCAAGUCGCAGGAUGGCCGCUUCUUCCUGGCCGGGAUCAUCUCCUGGGGCAUUGGCUGUGCCGAGGCCAAUCUGCCCGGGGUCUGCACACGAAUCUCCAAGUUUACGCCGUGGAUACUGGAGCAUGUCAGAUGAUGAUCAGUCCAGGGAUCACGGCGAUAUUGAUGAUGAUGGCAGCUCGACUUUUGUUAUUUGUUUUAAUUUAUCAGUUGGUAUCCAUUAAGUCUUGUGUGAUUUAUCUUAAAGGAAUGUUAAGCGUA